Messenger RNA from Peronospora matthiolae, 1707 nucleotides. Lineage: Eukaryota; Oomycota; Peronosporomycetes; Peronosporales; Peronosporaceae. The record is from the annotation of a GenBank genome assembly.
AUGUACGCACGCCGACGGUUCGCGUCGAUCCUCUGCAGUCGCGUCCACUCUUCGCCCCGUCUGUCGUCGCGACUCCCUCCGGCUCCCGCAGCUUCCAGUCUAUCCACCACAUGCUCUGCAUCAGACGCUCUCGACGAGCGCAUUAUCUCGUUGCUAGUCGUAAAUCGACCCGGCACCUUGGCCCACAUCGCCAAGGUCUUUGCGUACGCGGAGAAGAACAUCACGAGUCUCUGCGUCCGCUCGACGGUCGUGCCCGAGCUCUCGCGCGUCACGAUCGCGUGUUUCCUGCACGACAACGAGCUGCCUGCGCUCAAGGCGCGACUGGGCGCUCUCGUGACCGUCACGUUUUUCCACAUUCGACGGACAUCACGGCACCAGUGCCAGCUGCAGAAAGUGCUGCACGCGUUCCACGCUGAACUGAUUGUUCCAGAGGACGAACCGGAUGCAGAAAAGGACGAAUCGCUCCUGGCCAUGGAUUACGAUAAUGAUGAUGAUGAUGAUGACGAGGAGGAGCAAGAUGGUAAUCAUGAUGGAGAUCAUGAGGAGAUCAAUGAUGGCAGGGCGGAAGCUUUGACGACGCAGUUUUUGGCUCUUGUGGAUGAGCCGGAACGACUGACGCUGUUCAUUGAGACGCUACUGGACAACGGGUUCGAGAUCCUCGAGACGCAGACGUGUGGUCCGCUGUUUCUCGAUACGUCGCACUCGACGUUGGAUCCAGAAAGCGUGACUUCGUUCCGACGUAAAGUCGCUCUGGAAGUGGAAAAGCUGCUGUCGGAUGCAGCGACGAAUGGAGACGCGACGUCGAGAGGCUUUGCAACGACAGGGCGAAUGGUUCAAGCUGGGAGAGGUAAUGGAAGCGAAGACACUGCGCUGAUGCUUCGACGUUCGAACGGGGAUUAUAACGACAUUGAACUACACACAAAUGAACGGGGCUGCUUCACUGCGAACCGGUUGGAACUGCAUGCUCGUAUUGCACAGCAGCUGUACGCUUCUGUGCCGCAGGACGUGGCUGUUCCCAAAUUCGUGCUGUUGUUGGGGAUCCCCGGCGCGGGCAAGUCGACCAUGCUGAGCCAUCUGGACCUUGUAGGCCAGCUCACACUGCAAGAUUAUGCAAACUUUGACAUUGACGAUGUCAUUGCGCUGUUGCCAGAGUUCUACCACGCGAUGCUGAACGUGGGUCUGGGCAAUGACCCAGCAAGUCGCAGUGUGACCAACGUGGAUGCUGCUAAAGUGCACUCAAAGAGAGUUGCGAAACUGUUACCAAAGCCGCAGACACGAUACCAGCUUUGCCGAGACGAGGCCCGCUUCAUUAUCAAGAAGAACCUCGACAGCGCUAUCAUGUCACGCAAGAACAUUCUUCUGCACGGCAGUGGCAAAAGCCUUGCCAGUUAUACUCGCACGGUUGAUCAAGUGAAAGCAGCAGGUUUUGACGUGCACGUGAUAUGUCUAGACAUUCCAACAGCAGAAGCUUACAAGCGGGUGGAUAGACGCAGUAGAGGCUAUGGGCGUGACGUGCCUCGACUUGUGAUUGACACGGCGUCGUCAUUGAUCGCGCAGAAUUUCCGUCGACUAGCGGAUCGUGUGCCAAACGCCCAUCUCUUUGACAGUAUGGAGAUUCCACCUCGACUCGUAUGGAGCAAGCAGCAGUCGGAGACUGUUACUGAACAUCCAGACGAUGAUGUGCAGCGAAAGUAUGGCAUCAAGUAG